Messenger RNA from Bactrocera latifrons, 455 nucleotides. RefSeq lists its product as uncharacterized. The record is from RefSeq and is a predicted model, not a curated record. Bases 81 to 377 code for a protein of 98 amino acids. The transcript has 3 exons. Lineage: Eukaryota; Metazoa; Arthropoda; Insecta; Diptera; Tephritidae.
CUUUUGUAAGCAUAAAAUUACAAUCAGAACAUUUGUUGGAUUUUGUGGAAAUAUUUACAUUGAAUCGUUCGGGUAAUUACAUGUUUCGUGAUAUGAUUUCGACACAGCAACAAAUCUUGAGAAAUCGUCGACGUAUGUCCGCGCUAACAACGCUACAGCAGAGAAUCGCAGCAAAUAGUGCGCGUUCAGAUCGAUUUCAUAACGUCAAAAAGCAAACUCAAACUUUGCGUGAGUUUUUCGAGGAUUUACAAGUGGAGGAAAAUCGUAUAAAACGUGAAAUUUUAAAAAUUGCACAAAAAAUUAAAAGGCUGGAAAAAGUCACCGUGGAAGAUGCGGAAGAUUGUCAAAGCGCACGGAAGGGAGCCAGAAAUUCUUAACUUUUUUUACGAAAAUUUUAAAUAUAUGCACAGUAGUUGUGUAUGUAUUGGUACGAAAUAAAAUUAUAGCUUAACUAA